Messenger RNA from Brachypodium distachyon (stiff brome), 1685 nucleotides. Its product is annotated as exopolygalacturonase. The coding region runs from base 123 to 1361 and encodes 412 amino acids. Gene Ontology annotation, molecular function: polygalacturonase activity. Lineage: Eukaryota; Viridiplantae; Streptophyta; Magnoliopsida; Poales; Poaceae. Gene Ontology annotation, biological process: carbohydrate metabolic process. The transcript has 3 exons. The record is from RefSeq and is a predicted model, not a curated record.
GAAGGACAGCAUGCCUUAACAUAGCAAACAGUUGCCCCCCUAUACCGCGAUAUAUAAGCUUCAUCCAUUCAAGCUCUCCCUCGCCUUGCAACGAUCGAGAGGAUUGAGUUUGCACAGCAAAAAUGGCGUUCAGGAACGAUGCGAUCAGAGCCUUCUUCCUUCUGAUGGUUGUGAGCGCGGCGUACGCUAAAGCGGCAGAGAAGGAGGCCGCUGGAUCGGCGGCGGCGGCGUCCGGGCCUGGCGCGACCCUCGACAUCGUCAAGCUCGGCGCGACCGGGGACGGCAAGACGGACAGCACCAAGGCGGUGGAGGAGGCAUGGGCGUCGGCGUGCGGGGGCACCGGGAAGCAGACGAUCCUGAUUCCCAAGGGCGACUUCCUGACCGGACCUCUCAACUUCACGGGGCCGUGCACGGGCGACAUCACCAUCCAGGUGGACGGCAACCUGCUGGGCUCCAACGAUCUGGCAAAGUACAAGGCUAACUGGAUCGAGAUCAUGCGCGUCAAGAACCUCGUCAUCACCGGCAAGGGCAAGCUCGACGGCCAGGGCCCCGCCGUAUGGGGCAAGAACAGCUGCGCCAAGAACUACAACUGCAAGAUCUUGCCCAACACGUUGGUGCUUGACUUCUGCAACAACACGCUGAUCGAAGGCAUCACUCUGCUCAACUCCAAGUUCUUCCAUUUGAACAUCUACGAAUGCAGGGGCAUCACGGUGAAGGACGUGACCAUCACCUCGCCGGGGGACAGCCCCAACACGGACGGCAUCCACAUGGGCGACGCCUCCAACAUCACCAUCACCGACACCAAGAUCGGCACCGGCGACGACUGCAUCUCCAUCGGCCCCGGCACCAGCGGCGUCAACAUCAGCGGCGUCAACUGCGGGCCGGGCCACGGCAUCAGCGUGGGCAGCCUGGGCCGGUACAAGGACGAGAAGGACGUGACCGACAUCACCGUCAAGAACUGCGUGCUCAACAAGUCCACCAACGGCGUCCGGAUCAAGUCGUAUGAGGACGCAAAGUCGCCGCUGGUGGCGUCCAAGCUCACCUACGAGAACAUCAAGAUGAUGGACGUCGGGUACCCCAUCAUCAUCGACCAGAAGUACUGCCCCAACAAGAUCUGCCCUCCCAAGCCUAACUCCGCCAAGGUCACCGUCAAGGAUGUCACGUUCCGGAACAUCACCGGCACCUCCUCCACGCCCGAGGCCGUCAGCCUGCUCUGCUCCGACAAGCAGCCCUGCAGCGGCGUCCAGAUGUUCGACGUCAAGGUCGAAUACAGCGGCACGAACAACAAGACCAUGGCCGUCUGCACCAACGCAAAGGUCACCGCCAAGGGAUGCAGCGAGGCGCUCGCAUGCGCCGCUUGAUUCUUCUACCGUCGCUCGGUCGUCUUACCUCCAUCCCACUGAUAACAAAACUGCAGGUGCAUCCUGGAGAUCGUUGUUUCUAUCUCGAUCUGACGGUAUGCCAUAGACGACAUAAAUAAUGGAUGUGUCAUGGAGGAUGUGAAGUGCCGGGUUUUUGCCUGAUAUCUGGACAAGUUCUUUUAAGGUAGAUAUACAUAAGUUUUUUUUUUACUCAGAGAUAUGCAUAAGUUUAUGCAAAAAGUUUUGUAAUUUUUCCUAAAAUGGUGUUUCUGUUGUUCAGUUGUUAACAAAAGAUAGUGGGACUCUAUGCGGAAAUUUACCCAA